Lutzomyia longipalpis is the source of this 1901-nucleotide messenger RNA. RefSeq names its product double-stranded RNA-specific editase Adar-like. The record is from RefSeq and is a predicted model, not a curated record. Bases 325 to 1644 code for a protein of 439 amino acids. The transcript has 2 exons. Lineage: Eukaryota; Metazoa; Arthropoda; Insecta; Diptera; Psychodidae.
GACAUUUUGUUAAAAUUAUAGAUAUGCACAUUUUUAGGCAAGCCCGGCUCACGAAUGUGAUUAAAUAAUUCUAUAUGUUUCUGCGCCCGCAGCAUUAUUUCCAUUUCAUCGAUUUAUUUCAUUUAAAUGCAGAAGCCAUCUGCAAUGGGGGCUCUCGAGGUGGCAAGGGGCGGUGGUUAACCCUUCCACAUUCGAAAAUCCCCUUGGGGUAUGGUCCAUAUUUGGGUUUGUCAAUGGAACUGUGGGAAUAAUGCGUGCAUUCAAUUGGAAAAUGUAUAAUUAUGUAAACAUCAUCCGUGGCUGGACUUGAAUUUUGGGAAAAAAAUGUUCAUAGUCUAUAUGGGGGCACUCUGCGUGGGUCAAACUGUGCAUCCCUCGUUGGACUGGAUGAUCCCAAAUGUUCCACAUAAAAUCCCUUGGCUCCCCUCAAUCGUGUGCCAGAUGGCACAGAGGAGGCAGUCGCAGGGAAGUAGCUACAAUCAAGGGUACGGGCAGCAAGCUGCUGCCAGUAAACCCUUCCUUUCGGGUGGUUUCCUGGACAGUAAUAAGUCAGUGCAACAGACUGUGCAACAAGCUGCAGGUACUCCAGGGAGACCCAAUACCCGUUCAGCGCAGAGGAAUCAGGAACAAACUUCGCCUCCGCAGCAACAGCAGGCUCCUUUUGUUGGAAAUAUAAUCCCAAUCCAGACUACCCCAUUGUUGCAGGAGCCCCCACAACCACCAGUACUACAGCCAGUACAACCAGAACCAAAAGCAGAUGCAACCUUUGCAGAAGAUGAUGUGAAAAUGGAAACAACUGGAGAUGAAGGAGAGUCAGUUGAUGGUGAGAAAGCAGCGCGACGACGCGCCUGGGGGAUUAUGAAGAAGAAGAUCACGAACAAGGAGAGACGCGUGCGCCAGAAUCGACGCCUGCGGAAGAUGCUCACGCCCAAGAAUGCCAUCACGGCGCUCCAUGAGCUUCAGGGAGCAACAGCGUUGGAGUUCCAGGUUGAAGGAGCUAAUAGCGAAUUCCGCGCUGAGGUUUGCAUCAACAAUACCAAGUACAUUGGUCAAGGACGCUCAAAAGUCCAAGCAAAGAAUAAUGCAGCCGAGAAGGCACUCCGAGACUUUGUGAUUGCUAAAAUGGCAGCAAAGGCACGUCGUGUAAAAGAGGAGAAAUCCAUUGAGGCUGGAGAGGCAGAGAUGAUGAAGGAUGGUGAAGAGCGUGAGGAGGGUGAUGAUGUACCGAUGCUCAAUCUUGUCUCAUUUGCCCUCCACAAGCUAUUCACAGAGUGGGAGGCCAAUGGAUUUCCCGUGCCGGAUUUCCGCAGUGGCCAGGAAGGUGGAGCCCAACCCAUGGUGGUGGACAAUGGUGCAGAACCCGUACGUACACUCCCAACACCGCGUGAGGAGUUACCCGCUAAUGCGGCAUCCACCCAUCCCACCAUGCUGCUCUCAAUCAUGAGUCCAGGUGUGCAAUUUCUUGACGUUGGCUCCGAGGGAAGGCCACCAAAUGUACAGCACACAGUGAGUGUGUGUCUCCAAGGGAAGAACUUUGUAGGCACUGGACGAACAAAGAAGGUUGCACGCAAAAAUGCUGCCAUGGAGGCAUGCAUGAGUGUCUAUGGCGUCAAAUUCAAUCCUGAUAUUGUGGAGUCAUCUUAAAAAGUCUCCGCAGUGAGGGAAUUUUACUUUUAAACGCAUUCAUAGAGAAAGUGAAGGAAGUUCACUCAAGGAGAUUGCUUCCUGUUUUGGAAUUUAUAUUAAUUUUGAAAUAGGUAUAUAUUUAAAAAGAAUUAAAAGAAAACGAUAAAUUAAAUUUUAUCGUAUGAAACUUCAAUAUGUAUUAUCUGUGUGAAAAAGUAUCAUAACGCAUCAUUUCAAUGAAAAGUAAAAAAAAAUAAACAAUUAAUCCUUCUAAA